Molecule: messenger RNA, 825 nt
Organism: Panicum virgatum (switchgrass)
Lineage: Eukaryota; Viridiplantae; Streptophyta; Magnoliopsida; Poales; Poaceae
Product: protein GOS9-like
Exons: 3
Coding region: 95-559 (154 amino acids)
Molecular function (GO): carbohydrate binding
Source: RefSeq, a predicted model, not a curated record
AUGGAUCGAUCAUGCAGUGUCCAUCCACAACACAUAUCUUGCAAACAACAUACUAACAAUCUCGUCUUUGUAGCAUUUGCAGAACGGCAACGAAAUGAACUCGGUGGUGAAGAUCGGGCCGUUUGGCAGCACGUCCGAGGCCGAGGGCAACCGCGACAUCACCGUAGCGCCGCUGCGCCUGGAGAGCAUCACCAUCCGCCAUGGGAAGGUGCUCGACGCCCUCGCCUUCACCUACAAGGACUCCCACGGCCUGGAGCAUACCACAGGCCAAUGGGGCGGCGACGGUGGCAACUCUACCACAAUUACCCUCGGCCCUUAUGAGUUCGUGACUGGAGUUCACGGGCUCUACGGCUUCUACGGUUAUGGAAGCGACGGCAUCACCGACUUCACCAUUGUCACCAACCUCCGGGCCUACGGACCGUUUGGGGUUCGUGACUCCAUCAAGGAACCCAAGUCCUUCGACAUCCCCGUCAUGAACAACGGCAGCAUCGUCGGCUUCUUUGCCCACCGCAACAAGGCCUAUGUGACGGCCAUCGGUGUCUACGUCAAGCCCUUCUGAUUGUCCUGUCAUCCCAGCUGGUAUAUAUGCUGGUGUCUACCAUGAACCUACUGGUUAAUUUGGGUGUUCAGCUUUUGUGUGUGUGCGUGUAAAAAUAAAUCGGGAUCUGUCAUCCCAGCCCGUAUGUUGGUGUCUACCAUCUGUGUCUGUAGGAGUGUUUUUUCUAUGUUUGAAUAAGGCAUUUGCUUUCGUUGUUAAUUACAUCUACUUUAUAGUGUAAUUGUAAAUCUGUCCUUAUCUUUUUAACUUUGUGAUUUUAUCCUUUA